CCCCAUGUAGACAGUCACCUAAUUUGCACUUGGCAUAUUCUUUGUUUUUCAUGGUGGUCGGCGCAGAUGGUCAAGCGUCCGCGCAACAUAACGCCGCGGUCGAGACACAUGGUCGGAGAGCGGGUGCAGGAUCAUCACGCUCCGAUGUGUCGAUGCAUAUCGAUGAAGCAGAUGAUCUAGACGUUUCGUACGAUCAUUACCUCUAUAAUGAUGAUCGGAGAAUGCAUGAGUACGUCUACGAUUGUGGACAGUAUGAGUAUACCAUGGCGAGGGAGAUGCAUGAUAUGGAACAACGUCGCCAUCAAUCGAAUGUUGUGGUGCAGUAUGGUGUGGUGGGUAAGGUUCCAAAUGAUCAUGCCUUGAGGGAAGUAUUUGGUAGGUUUGUUACAGACAACCAAGGACUUUGUUGGACUCAUGAUGAGUUGUUAGAUAUGUUGAAGAAGAAGGAGGUGCAACUGGAUGCAGUUAAGAGUGCGUUGGCCAAUAUUGAGGUCAACGCAAAGUCAGUCAUCGAAAAAUUCCUUCAGGAGGAACGAAACGAUGAGGUGAGAGAUUCCUCUGUGCCCGAUACUGUGCAUGUCAAAGAGGAGCCAAAAAUUAACAUGGACAUGGAGAUGCGGAUUCGUUCUCGGAUGAGGUCGAAGAUUCGAUAUGAUUUGAUUGAUGAGAUUGUUAAGUAUAGCACCCAAGUUCAUCCUCACCUGCUGGAAGAGUGUGAUGCUUUGCGUCGGCGACUUGAAAAGGCGGAAUGUGCAGUGAGGAAAUUGUUGUUCUGUCGUGGCCUGACGUGGAAAGAUCCAUCUUCUCGAAAUGCAGUUUUCGAUUUCCGAUCAACUGAAAGUUUGGAGGCUCUUCCGAAAAGCGAUCUGAUUGCGAUGUUACAUUCACUUCGAACUGUUGGUUCUAAGCUGACUCACAGAAAUGCAAUGUUGGAGGUGCAAAAUGCCAUGCAGUUUCUUGUGAGCGACAACCAGAUGAGUGCAACGGUGGUCAAUCUUGGUCAAUUGUAUACGGAGGCACGCGAAGAGUUUAUGGAUGCCGUAUUUAUGGACAAAUUCGGUGACCGGUGGGAUUACCACUCCAGGUUUUAUUGGGCUUAAUGUCACAAUGAGCAGGUGUACCAGCUUAGAAAAUUGCUUGGCGACGUCGUGCUAGCUCAUUCACCAAAACGAUUUAUGGAGGAGUUAAGCAAUGUGAAGAAGGAGUUAAAUGUUUUUGCGAGCAUGAAUAAAGAACAUGAAAAAAG
Molecule: messenger RNA, 1246 nt
Organism: Chara braunii
Lineage: Eukaryota; Viridiplantae; Streptophyta; Charophyceae; Charales; Characeae
Source: the annotation of a GenBank genome assembly